Molecule: messenger RNA, 640 nt
Organism: Anopheles arabiensis
Lineage: Eukaryota; Metazoa; Arthropoda; Insecta; Diptera; Culicidae
Gene: Cox17
Product: cytochrome c oxidase copper chaperone
Exons: 2
Coding region: 197-421 (74 amino acids)
Biological process (GO): mitochondrial respiratory chain complex IV assembly
Cellular component (GO): mitochondrial intermembrane space
Molecular function (GO): copper ion binding; copper chaperone activity
Source: RefSeq, a predicted model, not a curated record
GUCAACACACACCGAAUACCGAUCGGCGCACACAAAGAUUACCUUGAAAUUUAUCAAAAAAAGAUCCCCACAUUACGUGCAUUGUGAAAUUGUUGUUGUAAUUUAUCCAUAAAUUAUCUUCCCUUUAAGGAGGUAAAUAUAUUUGCUAUAUCUGCCGUAGCCAAAGCGCCGAGUCGUACGAUACCGCCAAAUUACAAUGGGUCAGUCGGUCAGUUUGAUGCCGCACGUAGCCGCCUCGACGGUAGACACAGCCAGCACACCAGCGACCACCAAAGAAAAGCCCAAGUGCAAAGCGUGCUGUGCCUGUCCCGAGACGAAAAGGGCCCGCGAUGCGUGCAUAAUGGAGAACGGGGAGGAAAAGUGCUCCGAGCUGAUAGAGAAACAUAAACAGUGCAUGCGGGACAUGGGCUUCAAUAUUUAAUCUUAACGCGUAGCGGUUAAACACUAACAUCAUACAGCGUUGUUUGAUGAGUUUUUCGGGUCUUAAUUCUAGUACUUCAUAUGUAUUGUAGCGCGUAAUUGCAGUAGACUGCAAUGCCGGCAGUAAUAAGGCAACCACCGUAGGGUCAGACGAGCAGAGCUAAAUAGUCAGACAAGGAAUGGCGUGAAUUAAUAAAUGUGAAUGUUUAAAAAUAAACUA